Molecule: messenger RNA, 444 nt
Organism: Pteronotus mesoamericanus
Lineage: Eukaryota; Metazoa; Chordata; Mammalia; Chiroptera; Mormoopidae
Gene: HBE1
Product: hemoglobin subunit epsilon 1
Exons: 3
Coding region: 1-444 (147 amino acids)
Biological process (GO): hydrogen peroxide catabolic process; oxygen transport
Cellular component (GO): blood microparticle; haptoglobin-hemoglobin complex; hemoglobin complex
Molecular function (GO): hemoglobin alpha binding; oxygen binding; haptoglobin binding
Source: RefSeq, a predicted model, not a curated record
AUGGUGCAUUUUACUAGUGAGGAGAAGGCUGCUAUCACUAAUGUGUGGAGCAAAAUAAAUGUGGAAGAGGCUGGAGGCGAAGCACUGGGCAGGCUUUUGGCUGUCUAUCCCUGGACCCAGAGGUUCUUUGACAACUUUGGCAACCUGUCCUCUUCCUCUGCCAUAAUGGGAAAUCCUAAGGUCAAAGCUCAUGGCAAGAAGGUGCUGACCUCCUUUGGAGAUGCAAUUAAGAACAUGGACAACCUCAAGAGUACCUUUGCAAAACUGAGUGAGCUGCAUUGUGACAAACUGCAUGUGGAUCCUGAGAACUUCAAGCUCUUGGGCAACGUGCUGGUGAUCAUUCUGGCUUCUCAUUUUGGCAAGGAAUUCACCCCUGAUGUGCAAGCUGCUUGGCAGAAGCUGGUGGCUGGUGUUGCCAAUGCUCUGGCCCACAAGUACCACUAA